AAUACAAAAAAACAAAAACAAAAACAAAAAAAUUAAACUCUCACUCUCUCUCUCUCUCUCUCUCUCUCUAUCUCUCUCUGCCUUUUUUCCAGCUUCACACCCAUUCUCUUCCUUCUCUCUCUCUCUCUCUCUCUCUCUCUCUCUCUCUCAUUUCACAACCUCAGAAAAACAAACCCUAAAACCCGUUUGAUCUUGGCCGGACCUUCAUUCUCUCCGGCCACCUACCGAAACCCGACACUGGAAGCCGAAAACGCAUCCAUUUUACGACCUGAUACCCACCCGAUCCGAUCUGGCUCCGGGACUCCCAUUUUUGCCGAGAGUCCCAAUUUGUAGCUCAGUAAGGAGCUCUGACGGGGAGAAAAAAAAGAAAAAAAGGAAAAGAAGUAGAAGAAAAACAGAGUGUGGAGGAGUGCUGAGGAGGAACAAAGAAAUCGGAAGCCGAAAUGUACAAGAACCAGCUUCAAGAGCUGGCCCAGCGGAGCUGCUUCAACCUCCCUUCCUACACCUGCAUUAGGGAAGGUCCAGACCACGCGCCGAGGUUUAAGGCCACCGUUAACUUCAACGGCGAGACCUUUGAGAGCCCCCACUACUGCUCUACUCUGCGUCAGGCCGAGCACUCUGCCGCUGAGGUCGCUCUCAACUCUCUCUCUAACCGUGGACCUUCUCACUCUCUUGCCGCUAGGAUCCUGGUCAGUUUCCUAGAUGAGACGGGGGUUUACAAGAACCUGUUGCAGGAAAUUGCUCAAAGAGUUGGAGCUCCAUUACCCCAAUACACAACAUACAGGUCGGGCCUUGGGCACCUACCUGUUUUUACAGGGACUGUAGAACUAGCUGGAAUUACUUUCACAGGAGAACCUGCCAAAAAUAAAAAACAAGCAGAGAAAAAUGCAGCAAUGGCAGCAUGGUCAUCUCUGAAACAAUUGGCAAAAGAUACUGCAAGCUCUUCUCCUGAACCGGAAAACAAUGAUGAGCUGGAACAGAUUACCAUAGCUCGGGCAUUACAGAUAUAUCGAUUGAAGGAAAAAAUAGCAAUGGCAAACCCCAACGCUCCAAUACCUUUUCCAAAGAAGUUUCCUGUUCAGAGCCCAAGACCAACUAGUCCACAACCACCUCCUGCUACCACAUCAAAAAUUCUCCCUUUAAUUUGUCAGAAGGCAGCUCCUCGAAGCAGACCCCAGUUAAAUGCAGUUAAUGACAGUCCUUUGUCAGAAGGUCAUGCAACCACCCGUCCUCUGAAGUUUCCUGCCGCAGGAGCAACUCCUUAUGUUCCCAUUCGUCAAUUAAGAACACCUUGCCAUGGAGUUGCACCUCCAGUGACAAUAAGAACUGCAGUGCCUGUAUUUUCUGCCCCACCACGCCCUUCACCUCCUGCCGUGCCCUGCCAGGUGAUGCGCCCCCCACAUGUACGAAUUGCUCCGCCUGUAACUAUCAGGCAGGCCGUUCCUGUAUUUGCUUCUCCGCCAGUUCGAAAAGAAGAUGCACCAGCCAUUAGAAAAGAAGACCCUGCUGCCAUUGUUGCACCCAAUAUGCAGAAUAAAUUACUGGCUCAAAGAGAGGAAACUGGAAGCACAUCUGUAAACAAUCCGCAAGAGGUGGAGACAGUGCAGAGCUUGGAACAACUCAAAAUCUGAUCAGGAUUGGGGGGAGAAUUAAAUCCAUGGGAGACAUUGUGAUGAUUUUGUGCUGGUCUAAGUUUGUUUUGCUAUCUCUCUCAUUUUAUUAUAUGUGUUUUUUUGUCUUUCUACUUCUUUUCCUUUGUUUUUUUUUUUCCCUUCCCAAUCCUUUCCUUUUUACCUUUACCCGUUUUGUUUUGUUAGAAGCUACAGUUGGCAGGUUAAAUUAGCAUUAGCAGUCCCAUAUCUACGCCACUUACGGCAGCUGUGUCAUGUAAUUUGCUCUUCUAUUUCCCAUAUUCAUGCUGAUCUUAAUAGGUGAUCAUAUAGCAGCAGCCCAAAAUUUUUUGAAUGCUUAA
This is a messenger RNA of Ziziphus jujuba (common jujube), 1972 nucleotides long. RefSeq names its product double-stranded RNA-binding protein 2. Gene Ontology annotation, molecular function: double-stranded RNA binding. The transcript has 3 exons. NCBI's taxonomy places the organism in Eukaryota, Viridiplantae, Streptophyta, Magnoliopsida, Rosales, Rhamnaceae. Bases 444 to 1631 code for a protein of 395 amino acids. The record is from RefSeq and is a predicted model, not a curated record.